AACUUGAUCACCAUUGUUGGGCUGAAGCCAGAGACCACGUAUGAGGUCAAGAUAUCAGCCAUCAACGGCAAGGGUGAAGGAGAGAGCAGCCCCCCUGAGAGCUUUAAAACCCAACCUGUCCCGUCUUCAGAGACUCCAACUUCCAUCCCUCCAACCACUGCCGACCUUAAAGGGGAACCUAAUCCUCCUAAACUGGAGGCUAAGCCACUGUCCACAGACAACGAGAUGAAGGUCCACUGGAUCAAGCAGGACGAUGGGGGCUCUCCCAUCAAACACUAUCUAGUGCGCUACAAAGCUAAGAAUCGCCAGGACUGGAAGCCGGAGAUCCGCCUGCCCAACGGCAGCGAGUACGUUGUUCUGCGAGGUCUGGAAUGGAACACGGAAUACGAGGUCUCCGUCAUUGCCGAAAACCAGCGAGGGCGAUCUGAACCCGGCACACUCUCCUUCAGAACCUUGCCAGAACCCACCGCCAUCCCAGAAACCAGCUCAGGGUUGGGCACCGGGGCUAUCGUGGGCAUCCUCAUUGUGGUCUUCAUCCUGCUCCUCUUCGGCGUGGACGUCACAUGUUACUUCCUCAACAAGUGCGGCCUCCUCAUGUGCAUCGCCGUCAACUUUUGCGGCAAGUCUGGGCCCUCUGCCAAAGGGAAGGAUAUCGAGGAGGGAAAAGCCGCUUUCACUAAGGAUGAAUCUAAAGAGCCCAUUGUGGAGGUAAGGACUGAGGAGGAACACACACCAAACCAUGAAGGAGGAGGACCCACCGAACCCAAUGAGACCACCCCUUUGACGGACCCUGAGCACGCUGCUGACAACACAGCAACAGUAGUGGACUUGCUUCCCUCUGUAACCACUAACUCAGACCCCGGCACUGACAGUCCUGCUAGCGAUAGCACCACCCUUACCUCAAGCACUGCCCCUGCGGCCCCUAAAGCUACCCCCCAAUCCAGCACCCCCAAACCUAGCGUCACCUCACCCACCUCCCCACAAGCUGCUCCUGCAGCCGUGGCCCCUCUGGUGGAUCUGAGCGAUAUGCCCUCCAACCAGACCUCAAAGUCCUUAGAUGCCCUCCAGCCAUCUGAUUCAACCCCUGCAGAUCUGGCUAAAGCCGAUGGCCAGAGCCCGGCUGAGCCGGCCAAUCCCCCCCAAAGUAAGGACUCUCAGGUACAGGGAGGAGCCCACCAGACCACAGAUAGUAGCCUUGCCAAGGAUGUGCUGGGCAAGCCCUCCAGGGACUCCUCCAGCGCACUGUCCGCACCCAACCAGGACGAUGGUAAAAUUGUUGUAGAUGACAAAAGUAAAGCACCAGACAUGGAGGUAAAGAAAAACCCGGCGGAGGUGAAGACAGUCCCUAAUGAAGCCCCCCAGAUGAACGGCAACGAGAGCAAAGCAUGAUCCGGAAUGGGCAGCGUACAACAGUCGCAGACAGACAGCACCACACCACAACCACAUCUCAAAUACAAGGGUUUCUUUCUUCAGUGUCUUUAAGUUCGCAGAACAAAACACGUCUGUAGAUAUAUAGAGCGCCUAAAGAGCUCGUGCAUAUGCCUUUUAUUUUGUACUUUUCGAUUGUUUUUACCAUUGAAACAUUUCUUUUUUUUCAUCAGUGCAAGAAGGAAAGAUUCUUCACCUCUAGCACAGUCUCCUUGACCUCUGUAAGUAAGAUCAGUGUCUUUCAAAUAGGCUUUUGAGGAAGUUCAUUAUGAGAAAAACAGUAAUCACCUUUUCGCCUUUCAUUCAUUCAGCCCACAGUGCUGUUUCAAUUAUGUCCCGUUUUAUUACAUGCAGUAUUGCCAUUGUUAUUGUCUGUCACAUUCAUUUUUUGGGGAACAUUUUUUAUGUUUUAUUUGUGUUUAAAUAAUGUACAAAAGCAACCGCCUUUUAUUUUAUUUUUAUUUUUUUCACAUUCUUUUUUUGAGAGUUAGCGAUAGAUUUUUAGCAUGCUUGCUUUGCAGAAUUAUUUUUCUAUAUGUCCUUUUUUUGUUUUAUCCCAGCCCUGAGUGUUUACAGCAUUUUGCUCCGAUAUCCCUCAUUAACAUAACGUUUGCUUCUCUAGCAAACCCGACUCAAACAGUUACGCAGGGUAGAGGUCUGAACUAGCUGUUAGGGUUAUACUGUGCAAAUCACCACUACUACUUUUUCCUUUUUUAUAUUACAACGCAUCCCAUUUCUCCUAAGCCUUAGAGUUUCUUCUUUACUUUAGGUGAUACUUGCUUAAAAACAUCCAGCAAGUUCUUUGAAAAAAAACAUUAGGAACAACCAGGAGCUCUCCUUGAGAAAAAUACAGUACAAGCGUUGCUGCUGCGUUACGUGCAGAUACAGCUGUUGCACUUGUGGCCUAACGAAAACAUCAGGCGCAUCUCGCAGGAUGUCCCAUAUGACGUCUGCCUGUUCCUCCAUUGGCUUUUGCCCAUUUAAUUGAUAAAUGUUGCAUUAAAAUGAAGCCGUGACCCUUUGAUACUAAUAAAAAUUCAAAUGCUUGUCAGGUUUUUUUUUGUCUUAAAUGGCCAAAUUAUUGUUUUACUUUUUAUUUAAGCCAUAGUACUCCGGUGUGGAUCGUAGCAUAAAAAUAUUGAGCCUGACUUUUUUUGUACAGUGUUUCUCAUUCUUUAGGCUGCAAGCUUGUGCACUGUGAAUGCGUGAAAACCCUAGUGUGAAUACAGUGUGUUCUUUGUACUAGAAUAAAACAAGCAAACAAUAAAGUUUCCAUAGGUUGUGAAAGCCGUAGCUGUUAGUUUAAAUGAUGUUCAUCAUGAUAAGAAUUUAAAAAAAAUAAAAAAAUUUAAAA
Messenger RNA from Sinocyclocheilus grahami, 2782 nucleotides. RefSeq names its product neural cell adhesion molecule 1-B-like. The transcript has 10 exons. The record is from RefSeq and is a predicted model, not a curated record. The coding region runs from base 226 to 1389 and encodes 387 amino acids. Lineage: Eukaryota; Metazoa; Chordata; Actinopteri; Cypriniformes; Cyprinidae. Gene Ontology annotation, molecular function: protein binding.